GAUGAUGCAACUUUGUAUAUAUGAUUUCUAAAAAUAGCCCCUUGGCUGAUGAUGUAAAGGCCGGCUCUAUGGAAUAAAUAGAGCCCGUGUUGGCCACCAAAACUGCAUCCCGGCAAGCGCUGAAGGCUGAGCUCUUCCUUUGCUGAGUGUGCAGCUGACAACCGAAUCCAGAAUGGGAUCCCGCUUCCUGGCUGUGCUGUUCGCCCUGCUUCUUACCUGCCACAUCAGCUACGCAGGUAUCUUUGAUCCGCUGAUAGGCUGCAGAUGUGCAAAAGUAAGAUCUACCUUCAUCCCUUCUUCAAAAUACGCAAGUGUCAGUAUUUUUCCACCUGGAAGCGCCUGCAACAAGAUGGAAGUAAUAAUCACACUCAAGCGGAGAGGAACCAGAGUUUGUGUCAGCCCUGAAGCAAAAUGGGUGCAGAAUUUAGUGCGAAUUAUUAAAAGAACUCAAAAGUCUGCUGCUGCUGCUGCUGCUGCUGCUGCGGAAAACUGAUGUCUGUGAGGGCCUUGGAAGGCAAAGGACGAAUGGUGCCCUGGCCGGUUCCAAAUGUGAAACUCGACACUUUUCCUCUCUGCUUUUCAAAUCCUGUCUGCUCAAAACAAUGGGGGUGCGGGGGGUGGGGGGUGAAGAGAGACCCCCCAAUCCUGCCUGAGUCAAAAAUUAGACUGGGCUUGUAUUUCUGAAAAUCUGCCUCUCUCUCCCCAGCUCUACAAUUCUAUGAUUCUAACUCCACCGCAAAACUAUAGCUUUAGAUGAGACUUAGGAAGACUUCCGCAGAUGCUCAGGAUAUUUUAACACGCCAUUAGGAUGAACUGUGCAUUAGGAUGCGAGAUUUUCAGAAAUGCAAAAUUGCUAUAAACUACAUGGGUGGUUGGGGGGGGGAGGUUCGCCUGAAGUUGAGAAGUGGCAACUGUUGUCCCACCGCUUGGCUGGAAGAAAAUCUGAUUGGGUUGGGGGUCAAGCAGAAAAGUAGGGGUGGAGGGUGGGUUCAAUGUCCCAAUCCUGCUUGCUUUUUCCACAUGUGCCAUUGUAGCCCUGUGUCUCUCCUCCACCCCCUCCAUUUCUCUCUGUCAUUCUGUGUUUUGAAACGCCGGUCUCUCCCUUCCCAGAAAUGCGGUUCCCAAAAUUCUCAGGUUUGGCUUUUCCUGGUCCAUCCUGUUUUCAGAAGCCUGACCACUUGCUUUCUAGCAGAAUCAAAAUAUGUUUAAAAUACUGCUGGAGCAGGUGUUGUGAUAUGAUUAGAACCACAGAAGAAUAAUGUGGCAAUUAACUUGUUAGCAUAAAUGAAGGCAAUUAAAAAAAAAACAUGCUAUUAUAUCUUCUACCGUAGCAGACUGUUGCUGUUUCCUGUACAGUAAUCUGUUUUUAUAAAUUUGCAAUCCCGCUAGAAUGUGAUGAUAUUUAAAGUGAUUGGGUUUUUUUUUUACUGUAUGUUUAAGUACAGAAAAGUCAAACAAUAAAAUUUAUCUUGCUAAG
Messenger RNA from Zootoca vivipara (common lizard), 1477 nucleotides. RefSeq names its product C-X-C motif chemokine 13-like. Gene Ontology annotation, cellular component: extracellular region. NCBI's taxonomy places the organism in Eukaryota, Metazoa, Chordata, Lepidosauria, Squamata, Lacertidae. Gene Ontology annotation, molecular function: chemokine activity. The record is from RefSeq and is a predicted model, not a curated record. Gene Ontology annotation, biological process: defense response; immune response; chemotaxis.